GUACUACCGGGAUGCCAUGGAGCAGUGCCACAGGAUGGGGCUCAGGGUGAUGGGAAUGUGGCUGAUCCCGGUGUUUUCCAGGCUGGGGGAGCAGUACUACCGGGAUGCCAUGGAGCAGUGCCACAGCUACAACGCCCGGCUCUGCGCCGAGCGCAGCGUCCGCCUGCCCUUCCUCGACUCCCAGACCGGCGUCGCCCAGAGCAACUGCUACAUCUGGAUGGAGAAACGGCACCGCGGGCCCGGUACGGGAACAGUCUGGGAAUACGGCCGGGGACAGCGGGAACACCCCGGGAAUACGGCCGGGGACAGCGGGAGCACCCCGGGAAUACAGCCAGGGACAGCGGGAACACCCCGGGAAUACGGCUGGGGACAGUGGGAACAGUUUGGGAAUAUGAUCAGGGACAGCGGGAACACCCCGGGAAUACGGCCGGGGACAGCGGGAACACCCCGGGAAUACGGCCGGGGACAGCGGGAACAAAGGAGUUUUUUGAGGGAAAUCUUGGAGUUUCCGGAGGUUUUGGUGGGAAUUGUGGGGUUCCAACGGCUGCUUUCCCAGGGCAAAGGCGUGGGAGGGGCCCGGAAGAAGUUGGACGCCGCCAUCCUGGAGGACCGGGACAAACCCUACGCCUGCGACAACAGUUACAAACAAAAGCAUUCCUUGAAACCUCCCGACCGAGUCUGCGGGAAGCGCUACAAGAACCGGCCGGGGCUGAGUUACCACUACGCCCAUUCCCACCUGGCUGAGGAGGAGGGGGAUGACAAGGACGAUUCCCAGCCCCCCACGCCCGUCUCCCAACGCUCCGAGGAGCAGAAAUCCAAGAAGGGCCCGGACGGGUUGGCCCUUCCCAACAACUACUGCGACUUCUGCCUGGGGGACUCCAAGAUCAACAAGAAGACGGGGCAGCCCGAGGAGCUCGUGUCCUGCUCCGACUGCGGGAGGUCAGGGCACCCGUCGUGCCUGCAGUUCACGCCGGUGAUGAUGGCGGCGGUGAAGACGUACCGCUGGCAGUGCAUCGAGU
Messenger RNA from Lepidothrix coronata (blue-crowned manakin), 1019 nucleotides. RefSeq names its product zinc finger protein ubi-d4-like. The transcript is spliced from 6 exons. NCBI's taxonomy places the organism in Eukaryota, Metazoa, Chordata, Aves, Passeriformes, Pipridae. Gene Ontology annotation, cellular component: nBAF complex. Gene Ontology annotation, biological process: nervous system development. The record is from RefSeq and is a predicted model, not a curated record. The annotation marks the transcript as partial.